This is a messenger RNA of Setaria italica (foxtail millet), 946 nucleotides long. RefSeq lists its product as uncharacterized. The transcript has 3 exons. Lineage: Eukaryota; Viridiplantae; Streptophyta; Magnoliopsida; Poales; Poaceae. The coding region runs from base 178 to 687 and encodes 169 amino acids. The record is from RefSeq and is a predicted model, not a curated record.
UCAGCCAAAGAAACGGAGAGCCCCCAAACGCAGCUCAUCAUCCUUCUCUCCGGCGCGCAUAUAUACCGGCCGCUCUGACGCCUUCACGCACCACAAGCACAACAGCGACACGCACGCGCACGGCUUAAUCCCCCUCUCCGGCCGAUCUCCGCCAGCGCCGAGCGAGAAGCAGCUAGCAUGGCUUCGAGCGCCCAGCGAUCCAUGGCGUCCGCCCUCCUGUUCCUCAACCUCAUUAUGUACGUCGUCGUCGCGGCCAUCGCCGGCUGGGCCAUCAACUACAGCAUCGACGAGAGCAUGAACUCACUGCAGGGCGCAUCGCCGCCGGUGCGCCUGUUCCCGAUCUACUUCCCGAUCGGCAACCUGGCGACGGGAUUCUUCGUCAUCUUCGCGCUCAUCACGGGCGUCGUUGGCAUCUCCACGUCGCUCACCGGCCUGCACGAUGUCAGCCAGGGGUUCCCGGCCAACAUGAUGUCCGCCGCCGCAUCCGCGCUCGUCACCUGGACCCUCACCCUCCUCGCCAUGGGGCUGGCGUGCAAGGAGAUCAGCAUCAGCUGGAGGCCCGCGAGCCUGAGAACUUUGGAGGCGUUCACCAUCAUCCUGUCCGGGACGCAGCUCCUCUGCGCCGGGUCGCUCCACGCCGGCGCGCACGAGGCCAUCGUCGCGACCCCCAUCGGCGGCAGGGUUUGAUAGCGUGACUGAGGCGGCAACGACCAUGUCUCAUCUUGGCAGUGAUUGGCGGUCUGUGUGGGUGCGCGCGUGAUCGAUGUGUGGCGGCACACGUGUGCCGUUUGUGCUUCUGGGUGCUUAAAAUUCGUGUGUUUAUUGGUUUGUAAAGUGGUGGUCUCAUGGUGAAUUGAACGAUCGGGUAUUCUUUCCAUGGAAGUCUGCGAGUAAAAUUGAAAUGGAUUUCAGGCCUGGGUUGACAUCUGACGAGAUCUUUAUACAA